AUGAGGGAAUCUAUGAAGUUGGACACACGAGCUUACAUCAUGUUCUCCUCUAUUGCACUAGCGUCAACAAUGUCAGAUCCGAACCAGAUUUCGUUCGUUCUAGCCUUCUUGUGCAGCGCUUUCGCCGCUUGUUUCGCCGAGUGUUGUACCAUUCCUCUGGACACAGCUAAGGUCAGGCUUCAGCUACAAAAGAAGGUAGGGGUUGAUGAUGGAGUGGGUUUACCUAAAUACAAGGGCUUGCUGGGCACAGUUAAGACAAUUGCUAGAGAAGAGGGCAUUUCAGCUCUGUGGAAAGGAAUUGUUCCUGGUUUGCAUCGCCAAUGUUUAUAUGGAGGCUUAAGAAUUGGGUUAUAUGAUCCUGUCAAAACAUUUCUUGUUGGUAGUGCAUUUGUUGGAGAGGUUCCGCUAUACCAUAUGAUCCUGGCUGCUCUACUUACUGGUGCUUUAGCAAUCACGGUUGCUAACCCAACUGAUCUAGUCAAAGUUAGGCUUCAAGCUGAAGGUCAACUGCCAUAUGGGGUGCCUAGGCGUUAUUCUGGUGCUAUAGAUGCGUAUUUAACUAUAUUGAGACAAGAAGGGGUAGGGGCUUUGUGGACUGGGCUUGGACCAAACAUAGCAAGGAAUGCAAUUAUAAAUGCUGCUGAAUUAGCUAGCUAUGAUCAAGUGAAACGGACGAUUUUGAAAAUUCCAGGGUUCAUGGACAAUGUCUAUACUCACCUCCUUGCUGGCUUAGGUGCAGGUUUUUUUGCUGUAUUUAUUGGUUCUCCUGUCGAUGUGGUGAAAUCCAGGAUGAUGGGGGAUUCAACCUACAAAAGCACAUUUGACUGCUUUCUCAAGACUUUGCUUAAUGAGGGAUUUUUGGCGUUCUAUAAAGGUUUCCUUCCUAAUUUUGGUCGUGUAGGAGCAUGGAAUGUGAUUAUGUUUCUUACUUUCGAACAAGAAGUUCUACAUGACUAUAAGAAUUUGCUCGUCGAUAUUGAAAGUGCUAUUUGA
Messenger RNA from Sphenostylis stenocarpa, 993 nucleotides. The record is from the annotation of a GenBank genome assembly. NCBI's taxonomy places the organism in Eukaryota, Viridiplantae, Streptophyta, Magnoliopsida, Fabales, Fabaceae.